AUGGCGUCCACCGAGGCCGCGCAGGCUCCAGUUGUUGUAGUAUGCGUGGGAAUGGCGGGAUCUGGCAAGACGACUUUCAUGCAGAGAAUCAAUGCCCAUCUCCACGAACAACACAAGGAAAACUCAUCAACUACCGCUCCACCAUAUGCCAUCAAUCUGGACCCUGCUGUUCGCUCCGUGCCAUUCGAUUCUAACAUCGACAUUCGGGAUUCGGUCAACUACAAGGAAGUGAUGAAACAGUACAACCUAGGACCGAACGGUGCUAUCCUGACAAGUCUCAACUUGUUCAGUACGAAAUGUGACCAAGUUAUGGGCAUCUUGGAGAAGCGUUGCCUGCCACAACCACAAGAGCCAUCCAAACCACUUCCAAGCCACAUCAUAGUCGACACGCCAGGUCAAAUCGAAGUUUUCGUGUGGUCUGCCUCUGGAAACAUAUUGCUCUCAUCUCUCGCAUCGAGUUUCCCCACCGUCCUGGCCUACAUAAUCGACACUCCACGUACCACCGAAAACACGAGUACUUUCAUGUCGAACAUGCUCUACGCCAUCAGCAUUCUCUACAAGACCAAACUCCCCAUGAUUCUGGUAUUUAACAAGACCGAUGUCAAAUCUGAAGAAGAAGCAGUCGACUGGAUGCGCGACUUUGAGAAGUUCCAACAAGCAGUCCAGGACGAAGAGGAAAAUCAGCGCGAGGGAGGUGGCUACAUGGGUCCUUUACUCAACAGCAUGUCUCUGGUGCUGGAAGAAUUCUACAACCAGCUUUCGGUUGUAGGCGUUUCUUCCAUGACGGGAGAUGGUGUGGAUGAAUUCUUCGUGGCAGUCGAGGCGAAGCGAGUCGAGUUUGAGAAAGACUAMAGGCCAGAACUUGAGCGGAGGAGAGCCGACGCCGAGGAGCAGAAGAGCCAAAUCCGCGAGCAGGAAGUGAGCAGGAUGAUGAGCGACAUGAAAGUCUCUUCCAAGGCGAAGGGAACUGGCAAGUAUGCCGCGCCCAAGGACGAACCGGAGACCAUCAGCGAUAUGGAAGACGCCGAGAACGAAUCGGAUGAGGACUACCAGGGCGAGGCUGCGGAGAAUAUGAACGAGGAGACGGAAGCAAACAACACUACUUUCGAGGAAGCGCUGAAGGCUAGGUAUGAAGAGGCGAUGAAAGAUGGUGGUGGUGCCGCUGCGGCACAAGCUGCUGMUGCCAGCUACAUCAGAAAUAGCCAGCGAUGA
Ramularia collo-cygni is the source of this 1212-nucleotide messenger RNA. Its product is annotated as related to ATP binding protein. The transcript is spliced from 3 exons. Gene Ontology annotation, molecular function: GTPase activity. NCBI's taxonomy places the organism in Eukaryota, Fungi, Ascomycota, Dothideomycetes, Mycosphaerellales, Mycosphaerellaceae. The record is from RefSeq and is a predicted model, not a curated record. The coding region runs from base 1 to 1212 and encodes 403 amino acids.